UCUCAAAGUGAAUCAUUUCGAUAUCGUUUGACACUAUUUUAGGAAUUCCGCUCCAUAAGCACUAGGUUUCACUACAUUCGCCAGAUAGUAUUGAAUCUUUGGCGGGCCUGUUCGAACCUGCCGCGCGCUUAGCUCGCGUUUAUCCGCCAGUAAUGUCCCAUGUGUUUUUGUUGCCGAGGCAUACCUAGAAAGUUUUGUGUGUGAAAACACCAUUCUACGGAGGGCUUCUCAGUGAUUAGUGCUUAUUGCAGUUAGAUCUGUAACGUCGAUUGAUGCUAAUUGAAAGCGGUUUAAAUACUAAUAUGGCCGCUAAAAAAAUUACCUUUGUGACAGGCAAUAAGAAUAAAUUGCAGGAAGUCAUCAAGAUUUUAGGAGUGCUUCCAGGGUACGAGUUGACAUCUACCAAAGUGGAUCUUCCUGAGUAUCAGGGCGAGAUAGAUCACAUUUCUAGGGAGAAGUGCCGUGCUGCGGCUAAGCAUGUGCAUGGCCCUGUUAUUGUAGAAGAUACAAGUCUGUGUUUCAAUGCACUCGGAGGGCUACCUGGACCUUAUAUCAAAUGGUUCUUAGAAAAACUGAUGCCCGAAGGACUUUACAAGCUGCUCGCUGGCUUCGAGGACAAAACCGCUCAAGCUGUUUGCACGCUCGCUUACUGUGAAUCUCCCAAUGCGGAGAUCCACCUUUUCCAUGGUAUUACUGAUGGUGAGAUCGUUCCUCCACGGGGCUCGAGAGAUUUCGGCUGGGAUGCUUGCUUCCAACCUAAAGGUUACGACAAGACCUAUGGCGAGUUAUCUUCAGAAGUUAAGAACACUAUUAGCCAUCGUCACCAUAGUCUAGAAAAGUUUAGAAAAUUUCUAUAUAAAGAAGGGGGCGACGUUGUGGAAUAACGAAAUACUGAAAAGUGUUAUAAACAAUACUUGUUCCUUUAUAUUCCUUAGAAAUCUUGUCUUUGAGUAAACUAAUUUACAGUACCAUAUAACAUGCGUUUUUAUUUGUAGUGCUGUUCGCAGCAUAUUCCAUCUAUAGAGUCCGGUUUGUAAUGCUAUUUUUUGCUUUGCGUAAUUUACAUCCAUUAUUUACCGGGUAGCCAGAGCUACAGUCUGAAGGGUUGUAGAAGUGCGCACUUUGGAACAUCUUAGUUGUAAUUUCUUAAUGAAAAUAAAAAUUGAAUUAUAGAAGCUUGUCGAAACUAAAUUGCCUCAAAGACGUCUUCUAGUCUUUCCCGUAAUUUUAUUUCGCCUUCAUUUUUCCGAUGUUACAUUUUCGAGGCUUCUUCUGCGUGAAAUUCCACUCGUUUUACAAAAUAGAACAAAAAAAGGAACGAAACGGGAAAAUACAUGAUUUCACUAGUAUCGAUAAUAUUUAAAUAUGUGUCAUAUUUUUCUAGUAUUUGUUUGCUACAAAACAAAAAAGGAACCAAACGGGGAAAUACAUGAUUUCGCUAGUAUCGAUAAUAUUUAGCUAUGCGUCAUACUUUUCUAGUAUUUGUUCGAUAUAAAACAAAUAUACAAAAUGUUAGUUUCGUUUAGCUAAUUAUGAAUGAGCACUCGAUGUUACGCAUGAACAGAAUUUUACAUCAUAGACUGUAUAACGAUAGAGAACCAGCAAAUACUACUGUCUGCCCUAACGUAUUCGCUGUAGGAACAACACCUAUACAAAACUAUGUGGUAACGCUUUCUUCAACCAUCAAUAAGAACAAUAAAACGUUAAAUAAUCUGCGUGUAUUAAUCGUCAAUUUAAUUAAAAAUCGGCGAAGUAAAUAACAAAUAUGCCCUUACUUUAGCAUAAAUCAAAAUUUCCCGCCAACAUUUUCCGUCCAUUAAGGCCUGGGUGGCCCAAUCGACGGAAUACAGGUCGAUUGCAGCUGUACUAUCGGGUGUGUUAAUGUCGGUGUUGCCAGUCUGGUCCUGUCACCGCCGAAAUCCCCUUAUUUACACAGCCAAGCAGCUAACAGUACUAAGAACAAUAAGGAUAGUGGUGGUCGAUAUUGAUGUCAACUAUGAGCGGUGCCGCUCUAGAGCACAAAAGCCGCUCGUGCUCGGAGCUGUAUUAGUGGAUGGCCGUGUGUGACCAACAAGGGCAGCUCCGGCAGCCUGUCCAGUAUCGUAUGCUCGCUUGCAGUUUUAUCGCCUCUUCUUUGACAACGUGACUGAGCAAGCACAGCUGCGUCUGAUGGCUCUUCUUUGUUUUUAGGCAGUGUUGUGACUAAGUCGUCCUCGGAGGCUCUGUAUUAGUAUUUUUGUUGAAUACCGAACUUUUUGCUGAACUGACU
Messenger RNA from Varroa destructor (honeybee mite), 2269 nucleotides. RefSeq names its product inosine triphosphate pyrophosphatase. Gene Ontology annotation, molecular function: nucleoside triphosphate diphosphatase activity. Gene Ontology annotation, biological process: nucleoside triphosphate catabolic process. NCBI's taxonomy places the organism in Eukaryota, Metazoa, Arthropoda, Arachnida, Mesostigmata, Varroidae. The record is from RefSeq and is a predicted model, not a curated record. Gene Ontology annotation, cellular component: cytoplasm.